Molecule: messenger RNA, 2154 nt
Organism: Hansenula anomala
Lineage: Eukaryota; Fungi; Ascomycota; Saccharomycetes; Phaffomycetales; Wickerhamomycetaceae
Gene: MFG1
Product: Mfg1p
Exons: 1
Coding region: 1-2154 (717 amino acids)
Biological process (GO): positive regulation of transcription by RNA polymerase II; negative regulation of transcription by RNA polymerase II
Cellular component (GO): nucleus; transcription regulator complex
Source: RefSeq, a predicted model, not a curated record
AUGUCAACCAAAAAAGCACAGAAAAUCAAUCCCUUAGCGAAACCUAAUGGUUCCCAAACAUCAACCCCAAACAAUAAUGGAGGAAACAUUGAUGAUAACAACAAUCACCUCCCAAAUCAACAGCAAAUGAAUCCUCAACAACAACAUCACCCACAAAUCAAUCCUUCAGCUGCUAUGGGUAAUGUUAAUGGUGGAAUGCCUCCAGGUGGAAUGAUGGGGAACAACAAUAUGCCAAUGAAUGCCAUGAACUUUGGAAUGAACAACCCAAACUUCAGAGCCAUGCCAAAUGCAAAUAUACAUCCUCAGCAGAUGGCAGCAUUACAAGCUCAAGCUCAUUACGCAAAUAUGCAAGACCCCAAUAGAAAUAAUCCACAAUAUCAACAAUACCUUCAACAACUUCAACAACAAAAUCAAAUGUAUAUGCAAAUGCAGAACCAGCAGCUUCAACAACAACAACAGCAACAUCCUCAUCAGAACCCACAAGCUUCAGGGAUAAAUGCUGCUAUCGCUGCUCCCCAGAAUCAGAUGCCUCAACAGUUCCAAGGCCAAAUACCGCAACAACAACAGGCUAUUCCACAACAACAACAACAACAAUUUCCUGGACAGCAGCCGAACCAACAGCAACAACAGCAACAACAUCCACAGCAACAGCAACAGCUUCAGGGUGCUCAUCCCUUUCAACAACCUCAGUCUCAGCACCCAACACCUUUACAACAACAUCAAGUUCAACCUGGUCGCCAACCUCAACAACCAACUCCACAGCAACAACCUACUCCACAACAAGCUGCUACACCUCAGCAACUACCACAACAAGCGCAAAUGGGUGCUCAACAAGGUCCAAAACUAGAUAAUAAAGGAUCAAGAAUGCCUAGUGUGGCACAGGGCCAAAUGCCUCAACAAAGACCAGUCACUGCAGGUGCUUCAAUGAUAAAUAGAGGCCCACAGGGAGUAAUUAACACUGGUAAUAUUCCUCAACAAGGUCAAGCUCCACAACAACAAUCGCAACAACAACCUCAACCACAACAAGCACCUGGACCACAACAACAACAGAAUCCGCAAGCACCAGGUUCAGCAGGCUCGACGGGAUCACAAGGUCCAUUGAAUCAAGCUACAUUAAAUAUCAUGAAUUUUAGAAAACAAAUGUCGAAUUUGGCAACUUUGAAAUUUUUAGAUUUUUGUGAACUGAUAGGUGUAAGGUCUGAUAGUACUAAAAAUAUACUGUAUUGGAGGAAAAUUAUAACAGAUUAUUUUAGUGAGAUUGGUGUUCUUAGGUAUUCUGUUAAAAGUGGUGUUGAUUCAAGACAAUUUGAAUUUAGUGUCCCAAUUAUACCGAGAUUCUUUUUUUCCAUUAUUCAAUCUGGUGUUGUGAGAAUGGAAAUACAACCUGGAUUAUUGAGAACACAAGUGUUGGCUAAUGGUACCACAUAUUUGGAAAGUUCAAGAUGCUGUUUCACUCAUUAUUAUUCAGAUGGUUCUUAUGUGAAUAUUCAUGGUAAUAUUAGAGGUAUACUGAAUCAAAACUUGAAAUUGGAUUGGUUAGACUUCCAAACCCAUGUGUUUAUACCUGGUGUCGAGUGGCCAUCUUUGGAAAAAAUAUUAUCAGAUGAAGCUAAAGUUAAGGAUUUAUUUGCUAAUCAAAAUGAUAAUUCAUCUGCAAAGUCUGCGGAAAGUAAAAGAUUACAACUUUUAACAAACUUUAGAUCAAAUUAUAAAGUUUUCCAUAGUAUGUCCAACUUUGGUUUGCAAGAAAGUGUCAUGAGAGUUAUGCAAGUCUCUGAUGUUAUGGCACACUUGAAAAGUUUGAUGCUGUUUUCAAUUACUUCAGAUACAACAGGCCCUUUGAACUCCCUUGAUGCAUUUGUGAGUCAAUCAUUAUUGGCUAAUAAAGGCAAUAAAAGUGAACAAGAUUUAAAAAAUCCAAAUUCAAGACCUGCUUCAAGUAAACCAGGUGGUGCUGAUGAUAAAAAAUCACCGUUAAAUAUGGCAAACUCACCAGUACCAAGAGGUGCUGGUAAAGUUCCACCGUUAGACAUGUCACAAUCAACAUUAACCAAAAGAAGAAGAAAAAGUAAUCUGGAUAAUGGUCUUUCACCAAAAUCUACAGCUGAUAGCCCCAAAUCGGGCGCCAAAGCUAAUAAAAAAACCAAACGUUAG